Theobroma umbraticum is the source of this 2802-nucleotide messenger RNA. RefSeq lists its product as uncharacterized. Lineage: Eukaryota; Viridiplantae; Streptophyta; Magnoliopsida; Malvales; Malvaceae. The record is from RefSeq and is a predicted model, not a curated record.
UAAUAUCUUGGGGCUUAAUUGUGAUGUCUAAAGGGUGUGCUUGUAAUGUGUUAGAAUUCUUUAUUUAAUGUCUUAAAGUUAACAUCAUAUUGAUCAACAUCAAAGAAGGAAAGGCGGAACACAAACGAUUUUGGUCUUUAAUCUAUUGGUGAUUCGUGACCAACCAUGCACUUGCAGGGUUCCAGUGUCGCAAACAUUUUCAAAAUUAGAUGAUUAAUUUACUAUAUCCACAUGACAUAAAGAGGUUAUGUAAGCCUCUGCUGCAGAAUCGAGCUAUGUUUUCUUUUGUCUCAUUCUUUUUCACUCUGCGCAGUUUGUACGCAACGGGCUCGUAUUUCUUCGAGCGUGGUUGAGGCGUGGUCGUACGAAGGCCGAAAAUGGGAGUCGGCUGUUGCGAACACUUUUAUUUUAUUUUUCUUCUAGACUUUAGUGGACUUUGAGACUUGAGAUGAUUAUGUAUGUUUAUUUGGGUCAUCCGUGGUUAAUGCUUGACUUUGCCAAUUUCCGAUCUAUCUUGCUGGGCAGAAAUGGAUCAGAAUCUUGAAGGACAGAAUUUGACGAUGCAUAGUAAUUUGCAGCAAAGAGAUGGGUCAAGCUUCACGGGAGACCUUCAACCAAGCGGUGCAAGUCAAUAUUAAAAUACUUUGCAAGUUAAUCCAGUGCCGGCAGUUCAGAAUCCUGGAGGACAGGAUUGGACGUGGCAGGGUAAUUUGCAGCCGAAUGCUGUACCAAUCUUCACGGAAGGCCUUCAAAGAGGCGUGCCAGGUCAGAAUCCUGGAGGACAGGAUUGGACGUGGCAGAGUAAUUGGCAGUCAAAUAUCUUCACAGAGGGCGUUCAAAGAGGUGACAUACAAAUGGAUUGUACGAUUAUGGUGGAGAAUUCUGGACAUGCACACGCUAUGAAUAGUCUUGGAACAGGCAUUACAAAAGAGCAGUCUGGCAAGAAAACCACGGAUAAAAAAGGGUUGUCACAGUCCAAAGGCGCUAUAAGAUCUAGAGAGCAGCGGGCAAAAAAACAGAAACUCGAGGAAAAUACCAAGAUGGAGAUGGAGAGGCUUUAUGAAGAAAAUAAUGCACAUAGAAAACUCGAGGCAGAGAAUAAGGUCAAGAUUGAGAGGCUUUGUAAAGAAAUCGACGCACUCAAAAAACUCGAAGAAGAGAAUAAGGUCGAAAUCGAAAGGCUUCGUAAAGAAAAUGAUGCACAUAAAUUAUUUCAUCUUUUUGAUCUGACUUUUUGUGUCCAGAAACUAGAGGAAAAGAACAAGAUUGAGAUCGAGAGGCUUUGCAAACUAAAUGAUGGACAUAAAAAACUUGAGGAAGAGAACAAUGUCACGAUUGAAAGGCUUCGUAAAGAAAAUGAUGCACAUAAAAGACUCGAGGAAGAGAACAAGAUUGAGAUCAAGAGGCUUCUUAAAGAAAAUGAUGCACAUAAAGAACUCGAAAAAGAGACAAAGGUCAAGGUGGAGAGGUUUCUUCAAGAAAGUAAUGCACAUAAAGAACUUGAGGAAGAAACCAAGGUCAAGAUCGAGAGGCUUCGUAAAGAAAAUGAUGCAUUUAAAAAACUUGAGGAAGAGAACAAGAUCGAGAUUGAGAGGCUUCGAAAAGAAAAUGAUGUGUAUAAAAAACUCGAGGAAGAGAUUAAGAUCGAGAUCAAGAGGCUUCAUGAAGAAAAUGAUGCAUAUAAAAAACUGGAGGAAGAGAACAAGGUUGAGAUUGAGAGGCUUCGUCAAGAAAAUGAUGCACAUAAGGAACUUGAGAAAGAGACGAACAUCGAGAUCAAGAGGAUUCUUAAAGAAAAUGAUGCACAUAAAGAACUUGAGAAGAAAACCAAGGUCGAGAUGGAAAGGUUUCUUAAAGAAAAUGAUGCACAUAAAAAACUCGAGGAAGAAAACAAGAUCGAGAUUGAGAGACUUCGUAAAGAAAAUGAUGCACACAAAAAACUGCAGGAAAAGACCAAGGUUAAGAUCAAAAGGCUUCGUAAAGAAAAUGACGCACAUCAAAAACUCAAGGAAGAGAACAAGAUUGAGAUCGAGAGGCUUCGUAAAAAAAAUGAUGCACAUGAAAAACUCAUGGAAAAUACCAAGAUCAAGAUGAAAAGGCUUCGUGAAGAAAGGGAUGCAAAUAGGAAUUUAAUGGAAGAGAUGGAGAUCGAGAUGAAGGGGCUUUAUAACGGAAUUGAUACAUAUCAAAAAUUUAUGGAAGAGACUAAGAUUGAGAUGCAGAAUCUUCGUAAAGAAAAUAUUGCACAUCAAGCCAUGCUGGAGAGGCUCUGUAAAGGAAAUGAGGAAGACAAAAGAAAGAAGUAUGAGUUCAAUAAAAAUCUUGAAAAUCUAGGUGGAAGGGUAACUGCAUUUAAAACCUCCAAACUCCAAAAGGGGUUUAUCUUGAGGAGACCAGAGAAUACUUCAUUUUUGGAAACAGAAAUCAAAAGGCAUAUUGCGAUCAAGGGGUUUGUAAAGAUUCCGCUUGAAAAUAUGGUGGUCAAAAUUGAGGACGAUGUCUUGUACAUCAACUCAAAAACGCCAGAUAUGAAUUAAAGGGUACAUUCCAAUUUAUUGCUACUUCAACUUUUGUUUAUCUUCAAAAUCUGUCUACUCAAUUCAUGUGGUCUGUACUAAUUAAAGGCUAAAACUAAACAACUUUGCCUGCUUCUGGCUUGAUUUGCUAAGAUGAUGUUAUCAUUGCUCAAACCAAGGAUUUUAAAAGUUGUAACUUUUAAAAUUAGAUUUCUCUAUACAAGGAUGCUUAUUAGUUGAGAUGACAUUUGUUUCUUUUGUCAAAUGAAAUUUGUUACUUUCUUUA